Messenger RNA from Anguilla anguilla (European eel), 4671 nucleotides. Its product is annotated as lysyl oxidase homolog 1-like. Bases 435 to 2264 code for a protein of 609 amino acids. The record is from RefSeq and is a predicted model, not a curated record. Gene Ontology annotation, molecular function: copper ion binding; protein-lysine 6-oxidase activity. NCBI's taxonomy places the organism in Eukaryota, Metazoa, Chordata, Actinopteri, Anguilliformes, Anguillidae. The transcript is spliced from 7 exons. Gene Ontology annotation, biological process: peptidyl-lysine oxidation.
GAUUUGCUCAACAAAAAAAAAUAAAAACUUUCUUUUCUACAGCCUGUUGUAAGCAAUCAGAUGGGCAGAUAGACGCUCACACUCAAGUUGAGCAGGCACACCUACCCAGAGGUCUGAGAGCAAUGCUCCAGCCACAAGCGCUACAUCAAGGCAGACAGGCAGACGCAGGAAUUUCCCUCAGCACUGGCACCGACAGCGUGGGCACACCUGCCAGGGAACUACAUCUGGGAGCACUGAGCCUGCACGCCUCCUGGCCAUAACUCUGCGAAUGGACAGAACUGGCUCUGCGCACGCACACUGUACCGGCCAAAGGAGAUUUAUGAGGAGGAUAUCUUUCUCCUAGGAUAGAACAGUCCACAAAAUCGUAAGUGCUUCUGUGAAAUCCGGCUCUUGGUGCUAACCGAUUUGUGUGAGGCCCGGUUUUCAACGUGACCAUGCUGCGCUCUGUUGUGGCGUGGUCAGCGUGGGUGCUGCUGGCUGCCAGCUGGACACAUGUGGAGGCGCAGGGGCAGGAUGCUAACGCUAACCCCUGGAGACAGAUGAUCCAGUGGGAGAAUAAUGGGCGGGUGUUCAGCCUGUUGAACAGCGGGGCUGAGUAUGUCCCCGCUAGAGGCCAGGAUCGGGACAGGAGUCACCGGGUGCUGCUGGCGGACACGCCUCCUCGUGCAGAACGCAGGCCCCAGGGCGGCAACGUGCGCCGGCAGGCGCCCCCCAGGAGCAGCUCUGAAACGGUGCGAGGUCAGACCAGACACCCCUUUGGAUUUGGGCAGGUCCCAGACAACUGGCGCCAAGGUGUGCUGGGCACAGGAGAUGCCAGCAGCCGCCUGCCGUCCUCUGGCACCCGUUACAGGCCGUCUACUGGUUCAUCGUCAUCAUCCUCAUCAUCGUCAUCAUCAUCGUCUUUCCCCCAACCUCCUUUCAGCGGGCCAUCCUAUGCACAGUACCCCUAUCCACAACAGCCAUCCUAUCCUUUACCCUUUGAUCCCAGCAUUGGAGAAGGGCCUGGACCUGGCCUGGGGUACGAGCCUCCCUUCCAGAGGGGGACAGGAUAUUCAGGGGGCACAGGUGGAGGGUAUGCAGGAGGAGGAGGAGGAGGUUACACUGGUGGGGGGUAUGGGGGUGGCGGUUACACAGGAGGUGGAUACAAUGGAGGGGGUUAUGCUGGUGGAGGAUUAGGGCCAGUGAUACCACAGUCACCAUCGGACUAUGGUGAUGACAGUUACCGUUACUACCAACCGUAUGGCCAGCCUUACCAGCCUGUUCAACCUGCACUGCCUGCGCAGCCUGCGCAGCCUGCCCAGCCUGCCCAGCCUGCCCAGCCCCCGUUUUCUGACAGCCUGGACCGCAGGUACACACACAGCCUGUACAACGAAGACACCUCAGGGCCUCUUCCAGACACCAACACAGCUGCUGCCGCCAAUCCCGCCGCCCCUCCUGUGGACAGGGUGGGACCGGCAGCGCAGACGCCAGUGCGGAGCCCCCAGUACGAACAGUUUCCCCCCUUCAGAAGAGUGCAGCCGCAGCCUCAGCCACAGCCCCCCUUCGUGCCCGUUCAGUCUGGCAGAAGCCCCCAGGCACCCAACACAGCAACAGACAAUCAGUACGUCAGUGUUGGGAGUGUGUACCGGCCGGAGCAACGAGGCUUGCCUGAUCUGGUUCCCGACCCAAACUAUGUCCAGGCCUCUACUUAUGUCCAGCGGGCCCAUCUCUACUCCCUUCGCUGUGCAGCUGAAGAGAAAUGUUUGGCCAGCUCUGCCUAUGGAUCUGAGGCAACAGAUUACGACGUGAGGGUCCUUCUGCGUUUCCCACAAAGGGUUAAAAACCAAGGAACAGCCGACUUCCUGCCAAACCGCCCUCGUCAUACCUGGGAAUGGCACAGCUGCCAUCAACACUACCACAGCAUGGAUGAAUUUAGCAGUUAUGACCUCUUGGAAAUCAGUACAGGGCGGAAGGUGGCGGAGGGACACAAGGCCAGCUUCUGCCUGGAGGAUACCACCUGUGACUUUGGGCACCUCAAGCGCUAUGCCUGCACAUCGCACACUCAGGGCCUGAGUCCAGGUUGCUAUGAUACAUACAAUGCUGAUAUUGAUUGCCAGUGGAUUGACAUCACAGAUGUUCAGCCAGGAAACUACAUACUUAAGCUCAAAGUGAACCCCAAGUACACUGUGCUGGAGUCAGACUUCACCAACAAUGUGGUCAGGUGUAAUGUACAUUACACAGGUCGCUUUGCCACGACCACAAACUGCAAGAUCACCCAGUCCUGAUGAGACUCCUGGAGCUGGUACCUAUCAAUGGGUGUCCAGGGGAAUGUAAAUGGAAUUCUUCUUUUCUUUUCUUUUGUUACCAAUUCAUGACCCCACUGAGAGCCAGCAUUCCACCAGCACUGGUGACAAUAUGGAAUAAUUACACAAGCACAAGCCGAGACUUAUUGCAGAUCAUCAGAGAUCCAAGAGUCUGUGACAUCCCCCCCACCCCCCUCCCUCUCCCCACCACUUUUUUUUUUUUCCUCUGUUCCUUAGAGUGGAUGAGGGGAAGUCCCCAGCAAAUAUCCUGGAGAUUUUGAAAGAGGAGCAUAACUGGGCUCGGUGACCUUCUGCUCUGGCGUUGCCCUGUUCGGCAUUAAAUAAGGUGUGACAGGGAGCGGUGCUGCAAUUUCAGGUCCCGCAUGAGUAAAGGUUCACCUACAGUCCAGCACAUAAACUCUGGAAGUAUUCCACUGGUAUUCAUCGACAUUCUUGGAAUGCAGGACACUGAUGACCAAUGACUGCAAUGGACCAUCAUAGAUACUUUUUUUUUUGCUGUUGUUUUCGUGCAGUUGUCUAAUUUGCCUCUUUAUGCCUGCUUAAAAGGAGGACCUCUAGGCAAUUACUAACAUGAUGUAAAAAUGUAAAAAGGCUACCAAGUCCUUUAGCCUUGUACUACUGUAAGAGGAAUCCCUGCAUCUUUCUCUCAUUUGACCUAUAACCAAAUUACUGAGCAGUCAAGGUUAUAUGAGUGCCUACACAAUUUACCAUACCAUACAGUUUGACAUAAACACAAUUACAAUGCAUUUAAGCUGAAUUGUAUUCUAAGUUUUUAAGAUAUCAACACUGGACAGAUGUCAGGUUGGUGAUCUUAAUAAUGCAAUAAUGUACAUAAUUUCCCCAAUGAUGCAUAAGUUUAUUUAAAAAAUGCAUUUGUUUUGUCUUUGUUAGGUUUCUUCUUUUCGUAAUGAAAAAAGGUCUAUUGUACUGUCUGAAUUGUUGCUGUAUUUGUAAAAUACCAUAUGUCUUCUAUCACAGAUCCAAUGAAUAAUAUGUUACACAAUUAUAUGUGCAGCAGAUGGUUAUUGUGAAACUACUGCCACAAAUCAUGAAAAUGUCAGUUAGUCUCGUGUAAGCCUGGCUCGUAAAUUUACAAAACUCCAGAAUACUGUAUCUACCUACCUCUAAAAAAUUAGCUAUUGUUCCAGUUUAAAGUAAACCCUAGCAAAGCUUUUGGUUGGGUGCACAACACAUUUAUAGGGUUACGUUUACACCACCUGGUAAAAGUGACCCAAUUCUGAUGUUUUGCUCACAUGUGGCACAGAUCGGAUAUGUACUAUGAAUCAGUAAACAGGAAAAAAGCACAUGGAAGCGGAUAUUUUCAGAUCCAUUUUGGGCCACAUUCAUGUGGAAAUAAAUCCGAUCGGAUCUGCCAACGCGACGGUCAUCUAAACGCGUAGAUCGGAAUUUCCCGCUUCAUUUCGAUUUGCACUUCAUCCAAAAUGCGAUAUUCUCAUACUUUUGAAUGAUGCGUAUCAUAUGCACAACCGCUCUCCACAGGUAAUGCUAAAUGUCAAAAGAAGCAGGACGAAGGCUCAGUCCACUGGCGGAAAUCAAGGUUACGUCCUUUUAAGUGUGAGGGGCGAAAGAGUCAGUAUAGACCAAAAUACAGGGGAUAAUGUUCCUUGUGGACGUAAGAGGCUUUGAAAAGCAACAAGAUUGAAUUAUUAUUUUUUUCUCAUUUUGUGUCCACGGUAGAUGGCAAUAUGGUCGUGGUGGCGUGGUUGUUUACUUUUGAAUCGGUAACCAAACCUUUGUGAGCGCAUGGGGGUUGUUUCUAGUGUAAACCAUGUGAGCAUAGAUGGUCCCUUUAAAAAAUAGUUGUCAACAGGCAGAACUGGGCAUCAAGACAUGCGGUGUAAACGUAGCUAAAGUGAGCCUCGUAUGGGUUAGUGUUUGGUGCAUCCAACUACACACUUUGUUUUGGAUUCAUAUCCAGACACUGUUUCUGCUGAACUUGCUGAACUGCUCAAAUGACAUUUGAGGUCUGUUGAACGCAAAAGGUAAAUGACUUCUAUGGUGAAUUAAUGCAGACAAGACCUUGUGUAUUGUAUCCAGUUUAUAUACCAUAUUACACACUAACUAAUUUAGUAUUUUACAUUGACUGUGCCAUCCUUAAACAUGGUUUCUUUACUGUCGGGUGAUUCUCCAGGUUGCAGACCUACCACAACAAAAGGACAGUAAGAUUGGAGGAUGCUGUUGCAGCACCAGUGUUUGUCUACUCUCAUUGAUAAUAUCAGGUGUGAUCAACCAAACACAGCUGUUAAAAUGUAUAAUUUGUGUGUAUGUCUUUUAAAUACCUUUAUGUCUUGAAUACGUGUCGAAAGUGGCAUAUUUUCAAAUAAAAAUAACAUAAUUACAUUUAAAA